Messenger RNA from Ornithodoros turicata, 2209 nucleotides. RefSeq names its product coiled-coil domain-containing protein 32-like. The record is from RefSeq and is a predicted model, not a curated record. Bases 196 to 666 code for a protein of 156 amino acids. NCBI's taxonomy places the organism in Eukaryota, Metazoa, Arthropoda, Arachnida, Ixodida, Argasidae. Gene Ontology annotation, biological process: cilium organization. The transcript is spliced from 3 exons.
UAAUCAUUGACCCAGGAUUGUUACUCAUACGCAUCUUCUGCACACAAGUUCAGAAUAUACGAUAACUGAGUGAAUAUAAAUGGUGUGGUGCAUGAUUUGAUUCAACGUGUGUAAAAAGAGAAGAAAAGUAAAGUUGAUGGUAGUCUAGAGUAUCGGACGAUAGGUGGCAGAGAGUUCAUUCGUGACGCUUAAAAGAUGUCCGCCGAAGAGCCUUGGGGAAGUGGCGAUGACGAAAGCUACACAAACAGCUUCAGAUUUAGCGACAAUUUCAAGCCAACCGACAAUUUCCAAGACACGGAAAGCUACGUUGCUUCGCUAGAAGCAAAGCUAGCGAGGCUCAAGGGCAAAGGCCGGGAAGUCACAGCACGGGAAAUGCUCUCCGUCCUGGAACGAGCUCGGCAGGACCAAUCCGAGCGCUUGAUCAGCCCUGUUUUUGACUUUGAAAUCCAAGACACUUCUUUCCUACCAGGGGAAGAGUGCAGCGACGUUCCCCUAAGAACGACUUUCAUUGAGCGAAAGCUGUUCCCGGAACGGCAAGCAUUAACGCAGGAGGAAGUUCAGCACCUUCUCGAGGCCGAUUACCUAGGAAAAGCUACGACAGCUCUCAGCAGGGUGGAUUGUGAAAGUGGAAGCAUAUCCAGCGGCGACUCGGAGCCCAACAGAUGAUGCUUGAACAAAAUUGCACGAGUGUGGUGGUUAUGAGUGUCGAGAAAAUUGCAUUAUGUUGUGUUCAUUUCCCCAGGCUAUGUUGACCAGAAGUAAAUUAUUAUCGUCAGAGCAAAUAUUUUGAAGGUAUCAUUUGCUGCUUUAGUAUGGAGUGAAGUUUUUGCAAGUACAUUUGUCGGUACUUCUGUAGGCGACUCGAUUGGUGUUGUUGUCUUCCCAGUCCAAGAUCCUUCCAGUGAAUCCAUUGUCACCUUAUGCCAUUUUUAUUUAAUUUUGCAUUUAAACGCUGGCUGAGUAUUUGAGCAAGUGUGUGCAAACCAAUAUGAUCACCAAUAUAACUGAAUACUGUAUAAGUAGUAAUUUUUGUGAAAUUUGCGAGCGCUCUUCUCUUUGAGAAUUGAAAGUUCCACAAAAUAUUAGAAGUGAUGACAGAAGAAUACACGAACGAAAUAUGUAAUAAAUUUGACCCAGGACACCGAGGCACCUUAUGUACGCGGUCUCUUACGCUAUUAGUCACUGCAUUGCGUCACAAAGUGUUCAGUUCUUCUCCGCUGCAAGUGGAGACGGUAGUCCAGGCUUCACGAAUCCUGCAUGCAUGUCUGCGUCCCGCGAUUCCAGUUCCUUGUAAGCCUGGAUCAUCCAGCAAGCCACGUGGAUCGACCUUUGUAAAAGCUGCCACAUCAGUAUCGAGUGCCAAUCGUACCUGCUCCUUGCGGUGACAAGAAUGACGGGAGACAGGGCAAUUCGGCAAUGACCCAGAUACCAGCCGAGCAGGGACCCACUAAUCGCAGCCCUCUCAGUCAGAAGGGCUCAAAAUACCUUUGUGGUACCUUUUCUUAAAUUCUUCCUUGAAGUUCAAGGUGGGGGCCUCUGAGAUGCCUGAUACAGGGUUGACACACUGCAGUACUGAAGUACAGAAUCUAAGCACUGCAGUACAGAAUCUAAGGUUCUGAGAAUAAUUGCUUGAUCUUGGCUCCUCACAAAUUUGCCAGUUAUUGAGCUUGCAAAUUUAGCCACUUAUACAGUAUGCACAACAUGGAGAUGUCACUCGAAUUCCGUCAAAAACUCAGCCUGUAACACAUUUACUGCGUCUAAUGGAGAGACUUCCAGUGCUCCUUGUUCUCUGGAUGCCUAUAGCACUUUUCAGUUUCCUGUGGAAUACUGUCGGAGCCGGUGUGCAGUAAAGGAGCUGGAAUACAGUAUAGAAAUGGGCUGCAACAUUUCAAUAAAGUAACAUUUCAGAAGAAGAAGACAUUCCCAUUUACUCCUGCCCGGAAAGGGCGAGACUUUGCUGUCAUAAUGUCUCAAUGUGGACGCAAACAAAGAAGCAUGCAACACGUGAGAAGCUUGCAGACUCCUUUUAUGUCACCAUAAGGACUGCUAUGUCCUCUUGAUGGGACCUCCCCGGGUGCCCUCCGGAGAGGGGACGCCGGAUGUGAGGUUUUUUUCAGUGACUUUAGAGUUAAAAAUUUAUAAUGGUAAUAAUGCAACAAACUAGACUGCUCUGUGUUGGUACCUAUUAAUAAAAUGUGUUUAAAUUGUA